UCAAUUAUCAAAUUUGAUCCCUAAAUCUUGAAAUCUCCGGUCAAUCUUGAAGCCCUUGUCGACGUUUUCCUGUUCUUCUCGCCGUCAGAGACGCCGCAGACGCCGCCUGUUACUGUAAUCUUCCGGACGAUCGUUUGAGUUUGGGAUCACAGCAUGGGUUCAACUUCGACUUCUGAUGUACAACUUGGAACUAGAUCUUCUGACCCAGAGAUAGUCACCCUUAUUGAUAGUACAUGUCAUGUUGAUAGCACUACGGGGGUAAACAAGUCUUCAACUGUUGAUGAAAAUCGUGAGGGUGGUCAUGGUGAUGGUACUACGAGGAGGGUAAACAAAAAUAAUGAGCCUAAAGUGCCAAUAUUCUCAGUUGAAAAUGCCUACGUAUUUUUAGGUUCCAUGAUUGCUGCCAUAGCAACUAUAUUGUCAUUUGACAAAACUUUGUUUGCUGAGUCGUUGGAAGCCGAAGUCCAUUUGAUUUUUCUGACAGUAUGCAUUUUUGGGGGAAUUUUAUGUUUCUUCUAUGGCGUUUGUUUGUCAGUGGUGUGUCAGUCUAAAUGCUGCCCAAGUUUUUGGCAACGAUUUGGGCGGGUGUUACUGAAAAUUGGCAUGGGGGCUACUGCAUACGCCCUUGUGGCCACAGCUGGCCACCUAUUCCCUGAGCCGGCAAUGUAUUGGUGGACUUUGGUGCUGCUUGUAGCCUGCACACCGCCAAUUUUUUGUAUUGUAGUGAGAUAUUAGUAUGGUGUUGAUAUUAGAAACUUUUGUGGGGUAGUGAGAGAAAAAUAUUGGUUACAUAAGUCAUGGA
Molecule: messenger RNA, 802 nt
Organism: Pistacia vera
Lineage: Eukaryota; Viridiplantae; Streptophyta; Magnoliopsida; Sapindales; Anacardiaceae
Exons: 2
Coding region: 154-735 (193 amino acids)
Source: RefSeq, a predicted model, not a curated record